Messenger RNA from Anthonomus grandis grandis, 14020 nucleotides. RefSeq names its product huntingtin-like. Bases 117 to 8462 code for a protein of 2781 amino acids. NCBI's taxonomy places the organism in Eukaryota, Metazoa, Arthropoda, Insecta, Coleoptera, Curculionidae. The transcript has 33 exons. Gene Ontology annotation, cellular component: cytoplasm; nucleus. The record is from RefSeq and is a predicted model, not a curated record.
AUAGCCAAGAAAAUAUUGAGUUGUUAAGGUUUUAAUAGUAGAUAUACUGUAAUUACGCAAAUGAUUUUGUAUGUUAGAAUAUUUUUAUAAGUUAACUGUUUGAAUCUAGUUUUAAGAUGGCUUCUCAAGAACGGUUGCAAAAAUCCUUAGAGGUUUUGAAAAUUUUGUCUCAAAAUCAGCCUCCUGACCAAUCUAGAAAAAAAGACAAAAUUCAUCAUUGUUAUGUAGUCUCAGAAGCCUUUUCAAAUCCUACAAUUAAAGUUUCAACUAAUUUGCCAGUACUUCUUGAAGUCACAAUUGAGACGUUUUUGAAGUUAUGCGACGAUAGUGAUGCUGAUAUUCGAAUGACUAGUGAAGAAUGCCUUAAUAGAAUAAUCAGGGUCAUGAGCGAUGGUCACACGGGUAAAAUACAAAUAGAACUACACAAAGAAAUAAAGAAAAAUGGAUCGCAAAGAUCGCUUAGAGCAGCCCUAACCCGUUUUUCACAUUUGGCACAUCACAUAAGGCCUCAUAAGGGCAAGCCCUAUGUGGUGAAUCUUUUCCCUGCUCUGAUUAAAAUAGCAGAUAGAACUGAAGAAGGAGUACAUGAAACCCUAGCUGCAUGCCUUCCCAAGAUAUUAAAAGUAUUGGGAACAUUUGCCUCUGAUAAUGAGAUUAGGAUUCUUCUAAAAGCAUUUCUUAGUAAUGUUGUGAAACCUUCGCCUACAAUGCGAAGAACAUCUGCUAGUUGCAUACAGACAAUAUGUGUGAAUUCUCGGAGGCCUUAUUAUUUUUUGACCUAUUGUUUAAAUUGUAUCUUAGAUUUAGUAAUACCAGUGGAUAGUAACGAAAAUAGCAGUUUAAUACUAGGAGUAUUUCAUUGCUUAAAAGUGUUAUUACCCUCAGUAAAAAACAUUGUAAAUACCAACGAAGGCUUAGGCCACUCCAAAGAUGUCGAUGUUUAUCCUAUUCCGGUAAACAAAUUAUUACAGAUUUUUGAGCUUUGUCAUUACUAUUUAACAAGUAGCGACCAUAAUGUAAUAAAUGCAUCAUUGGAUACUUUAAAUACUUUACUUCUAAAUGCUACUGAAGAACUUACUAAAACUUUACAAAGUCCAAAUGGAAUUGAUCGCUGCAGAAUAUUAAAAAGUUUUUCAAUAAACAAUAUGCGAUCUUUAAGUGAACUAAGUGUAUCAACUAAUAUUACCUCAGCUGAAGAAACGUCUAUUGCAGAAUGUGAAUUGACAGAAACUAUCGACAGUAAUAUUGUUAACUGGAUAGGGGAGUCAAAGUUGUCAGUUGUAAGUGACAAUAAUUCGAAAGUGAAUUUAGAUAAAAAAGACUCGAGAGGCGAUAGUAUUGAUAUCAAAAAUAGGACUGAAGAAUAUUAUGAAACUCAUUUGAAAUUACCUGAAUUUUAUAAUAUGGUUGGUGGAAGUUUAAGUGUAAAUAAUAAUCUGGAUAAUCUUAGUGAUAGGUUAUCAGAAGGAAGCACUGCAGGCAGUGAAGAGAAAUUAUUGGAUGCAGAAGAAGGGUUUAUGGACAUCGAUGUCGGCGAUUACCUAGAUAAAUCUGUCCCCCUUCUUUACUGCACGAGGCUUCUAUCAAAGCUAUUUCUCCUUUCAGGAAUUCCGAACAAAUACAUCAGCGAUAAAACCGUCAGGGUAUCAGUCAAAUCUUCAGCCUUGACUUGUCUGUCUUCAAUCUUCAAAUUAUAUCCUUAUGGUUUUUUUACUUAUUUAGACAAAAACUAUUCACCAAAUAAUAGCCGCGUCAGCUCCCAGAGAAUAACUGACCUUAUGGUCCUGGCUGACCACCCAGAUCCACAAUUGAGAGGCAUAGCAAGAUGUGUAGCUUCGGACGUGGUGGUGGCAAUAUUGAAGAAAACGCAUUUAAAUUUUCAUUUAUGGGCUACUGUUUUAGAGGAGCAUGGUAAAAAAAUAAUGAAGCAGAAUAUGUUUGUGCCAUACGACAUUGACUUUUUUGUUAGAAUUUGGCUAACGGGUCUGGAAGAUGAAAAUUCAAAUUGCCUUAGAAAAACGAUUCUAGCUCUUAAACCAGUUUUAGGAAUUUUAUGUGAAUCUUCAAUGUGCACUAAGAUUGAGCCGAUUUUAAAAAUUACUCUCACGAGAUGUGUUAAUCCUUAUUGGCUGGUCAAGGUUGCCUUGUGUGAACUCGUAUGUGAACUGCCAUAUAUUACCAUAAAUCACUUAUGGGGUAGCGUAUUUCAACAGCAAAUUACCUAUAAUGUUUUGUUGGAGUUUUUAAAAGAUACCGACCAAAGAAUUAGAAGUGCUUCCAGUAGUGCAAUUUUAGCUAUAAUACCACAUUUACACUGCGAAACAUUCCAUUCAAAAGAAAGCCAUCAAACUACAAAAGGAAUUUUAUUGUCCAAAAAAUACAUUUCUGGUAUCUAUGAUGACAAAAAUGAAAAAGAUCUUUGUUGGACUCAUUUUGUAGAAAAUAUGCCUUUUCCCUAUUCUCAAAUAUCGGUACCAGUGUGUAAAAAAAUUGACUAUAUGUUGUCCAAAAUUAUUACGAACCUGUACUACAGUUUAUUAGAAAGCAACUCUAAGUUUUUUAUUUUUGGUUGUAUUGAGGCCCUCUCAGAAUUAUCUACAAAAUACCCAUGCACUGUAUAUAAAUUAGCUUGGGGCAUUGCAGAACACAAAACAGAUACAAUCCAAAUUGGUAGCAGCAAAGAUUUGUUAGGCCUGUGCAUUAGUCUAUUGAACAGCUCCGUCCAUGUUUAUGACAUUUUAUUUUUGGCUAAUCUCUCUAAUUUAACGUUAAAUCUAUAUUCGGGUUAUGCAAUGGUUUCAGUCAAACCAAUUGAUGUGACAGAUAGGUCCAGCGUCCCCUGGUUAAUGUUUCCCUCCAAUGAAGCUCUGAAAUCGCUUUCCGAAAAAUAUCUUUUACAUGCAAUGAGACUCUUAAACAUUUUUCAUCACGUCAUUAACGAUUUGAUGCCAACCCCUCCACAAAGUAAAACGGUUUUGCCACAUUUGCCAACGACCGGUACUUUAUCGCCAAUAAAAAGGCGAAAAAGUGACGAGAAAAAAUUACCCUUAAGUGGAGGCAAAGUUUUACCUGAUAAAGAUGAGAAACUUGAGAAAAAGGAAGUAAAAAUUACGAAUUUUGGUUGUUUUGCUUCGUCGCAACAUUAUAUGAAAAUUUUCGAAACUUUAAGAAGCGCUUUUGUUAAUUAUAAGAUAUCGCUUGAGGCAUCUUCGUCAGAAACCUUUUUAGAAUCGCUUCGGAAAGCUAUUCACACGUUAUGUGUAAUAUUAGAAGUAGGCACUAUUAACGAAUUUAGUAGAAUAGCCGAAGAAAUUCUAAGUUACCUAAAGACAACGUUUCCGCUGGAUAGGACAGUUACACUUCAAUGUGUACAACAGCUUUUAAAAUGUUUAUUUGGGACAAAUUUGAUAGUAAAUUUGGGACAUAUAUUUGAGGAGCCCGAAAAACACCAAGAGGACCAAAAUUCCAGUUUUUACCACAACCUAUUUCAAAAACCUUACGAAGAUAUGUCUGCCUGCAUCAAAGCUCUCAACUCGAUUAACAAGAUAGAAUGUGAUAGAGAUAGAACCAUUAUGGGUUAUUUGCACCGAAGAGAUGUUAAGAAAAACCCCGUCAUUAGCAGGACCUCGGAUAAAACUUUGGCCAGUUAUAUUCGGAUAUUUGAGUCUAUGGUUAUUAAUUCUUUAGAGCAAUACACGGUUACUAGUGAUGUACUAUUUCAAAGCCAUGUGUUAAAACUGCUCUGUCAGUUGGUCCAACUGCGAGUAAAUUAUUGCCUUUUAGAUUCUAAGCAGGUGUUUAAAGAUUUCGUUUUGAAGCAGUUUGAAUAUAUUGAAGAAGGAUUUGUUCCGCAUUCCGAUAAACUCAUACCCAAAAUUUUCCAGUUUUUGGUUCAGUUAUCCUAUUCAAAACAGCAUAGCAAAAUGAUAAUAGAUGUACCGAAAAUUAUUCAACUCUGCGAUGGUCUAAUGGCUAGUGGACAAGAUCCACAGACACACUGUAUACCAGCGUUGAAGCCUAUCGUUGAAGAUAUUUUUUUGCUGAGAAAUCGUACCAAUGCGACGGACGUGAAAGAAUUAGAAACUACAAGAGAAGUAAUACUUUCAAUGCUUUUGCGGUUAUUGGAAUACAAAGAAGUAAUAGACCUCGUAACGUUAGUACUGGAAGAUAGCAAGUAUUGCACCGACGACACGGACAAAUGGCUGCGAUGGUCUGGCCAAGUUGCAAAUAUUUUUCUGCAUAUGUUGAAGUUAAACAAGAUAAGAAUUGACGAUAGAAACUCAUUUGUGUCACUAAGGAAAUUUAUUUUUGCAUUAAAUCCAAACGUGUUUAAGCCGUUAGAUGAUGUGGUUAUUAUGAUUUUCCGGGAAGCACCUACUUCUAGUGAAGAUUGUACUAUUUUCUGCCGAUGGCUUUCCAAAUUAAUUCUUCUAUUUCUAAUAAUCUCGCCGCUAAAAGAGGAGGAACUCUUAUCAAAAAUUAACGUUCUUAAAUGUGAGUUCAGCCCCGGAAGUAUAUUUGAACACGUUAUAGCAACAGCAGAUCCACUGAAUGUGUAUAACAACGCUGAUACAUUUGAAAAUUUGUCUUCCGAAACCAUUAUUGCGAGAUUGAUUCUGAGAGUUGUUUCAAUAAUUUCUACAAAAAUUAUGGAGUCCAGUGAUACUAACGAGGAAUUUUUAGUAAAUCAAUUUAGUAGUUUUUUGUUGUUCUGGUCUUACAUGUUUCAGUCAGGAGGAUUAUGCAAAGUUUCUCAGGCAACAUCAUUACUACUUCAUCACCCUGAUAUUAAUUUACAUAAAAUUAACAACAACUUUAUGAGAAUUAGGACAAUUUAUCCCACAGUUGUAAAUGAGUGGUCUCAUAUACUAAGUAUUUUAAACUACAAUAAAAUAGGUUGGUGGGAUAAUGUAGCUUGUGGAGAAAAGACUUCUAUUAAUAAAACUAUCGUAAUGACGGGAAGCGUAAUAGUAUUAUGUGAUUAUUUGAGCGAAAAUCUAACAGAAUCCGAGCAGCUCUCUUGGAUACUACUAAACCAUUCAGAAACACUAAUAAAUUUAAUUGAGGAAGCACCAGUAUCAGAAUUUAUUUCCUUCGUCCACAGAAAUGCCGAUUUGAGUAAAAUGUUUAUCAGCAGUGUUUCGCAGCAAUGCCUACACAUAACCGACGCCGUUUUUAAAAUGAAAAUUUUAGACUCGAUUGAAAACUGCCAUAUAUCUCAAACCGGUGCUGUCAUAAAAUUAUUAAUUCCAAGAAUGUUGUGCAGUCGCCAAAUGGCAGUAUCCCGCUCAGCUGCUCAUUUGGCGAGUAGGAAAAUUGAGUUUUUGUCCACUAUGACGAGCGAAGAGGUCCUAAAGCAGUUGUCGAAAGAAGAUUUGUUUAUCAUAAAGGAAGAGUUAAACAUUAAGAAUUUUUCAAAGAAGUACGAAACGCUAAUUAGUCUUCUAAACAAACUGUUAGUAAGGUACUACGAUAUGAGUCCCUUAGACUUUAGCCAGACGCGUUUAAUAAAGCCAGAAUAUAUAAGAAAAUUGGAUAUAAACCGAAAAUGGCUUUUGUCUCAAAUCCAGGGAAAAUACCAGGACGGAAUGCUGAGGCAGGAAACCUCAACGAUUAUGACGAAACUAGAAUACAUUGAAUUAGCUAGUUUCAUGUCAAGCACCGAUUUUAAUAAAAUUAUAUUUAGAGACUGUAUAGAAAAAGGUGUGAAGUUAAUGAAAGAUAAAGAUUUAAAGCAGGAACCUCCUAUAUUAAAGGCAACUAUUGAUAAUAUUUUAAAAGAUAUUAGCAAGAUCGUUUGCGAACAAUGUGGAAGUUAUGAGGGCUCAACCGCUUCCAUAAAAAUCAAAACCAGAGACCUAAGUAAGCAACUUUAUGAUAACGACACGUUUUCUUACUUACUCGAGCACUUAUGUUAUUCAUUAUCAGCGCUCAGUAAACAUCUAUAUGAGCUUCCUACCUUGGAACUGGCAGAAAUAGACUGCGAAAACAUUGCUAAGUUUUCUAUAAUUGCCUUGGAUCAUAUUAAUUUUAUUAUAAAAGCAGAUAAUAGCUACUUAGAUAUAAGUACCCUAGAAAUUUUGCUUGAUUGUGCCAACGAGAUUUUAAAACAGUCUCAGUUUUCUAGCUAUAUUGGUUUGGAUGCCAACGUUUCAUGGCUGUGUGCCGGCGUGAGUGCCCUCUAUCAUUUAAUAGAAUUUUUAUUACGAAACGAUGAACCGUUACCAUCUAUUGAUAGGCAGGUGUUCAAAUUAUCUACAAAAAGUCCCAAUAGUGAAGCUCAGAACGCGUGCCACAAUUUAUAUACCUUGACUUGUUGGUUGUACAAGAAUCAAAACAAAUACGUGAAGAUUCCAAUAUUUUUACUAUGUAGAAUCAAAAGUUUAAUCGUUUCUUUAGCGAGGCUGCCACUGGUAAAUUCAUUUAUUUUUGUACCACACAAGGUUUGGAAAUUGGGUUGGCAUCCUGAUUUAAGUGGAAAGUUUUCUACUCAAGUACCUCAGCUGCCUAUUGACAUGUUGCAAGAAAUCGAUGUUUUGGAAGAAUACAUUUUCAGAGCCACACUGUUAGGUUGGACUACUAGGCAACAAUUCGAAGAAAUGUGGAUGUGCUUCCUCAGUGUCUUGUGCUCCCCACUAGACUCUAAUGACUUAGAUACAGCUGACCUAGCUAGGCGCGCCUCGACUUUAGCUAUAAAAGCUAUUACAGCCCAACUUUUGCAGUCUUUUAGAUACCCCGUACUUGGCAACAAAAACGUAUCUAAAAUUAUGCAUGUAUCUAGAAAUACGCCUAUGUCAGAAACUUCUAUAAGCAUGAGAAAGCUUAAACUGAUUCAAAAUCAUAUAGAAUACAAAUACAAUGAAGAACUAGGCACUUGUGUUUUGGAAGAUAUAAAAAACGUAUUCAACAGUAAAAAUUUUGAAAAAAUAACGGAUCAGUAUUCAUAUGGUCAGGUAUCCGUGAAAUAUCUAUUAGCAUGUACCAGUACCGAUGGCGAAAAUUCUGAUAUUAUGUUUAAAAAGAGGAAUCAACUUUUGGAAGAAAGCGGUUUGGAUAUUAACUCAUGUUUGCAAUUUUUAUUGGAUUAUUAUACACAGAUAAUGAAAUCUCAGUCUACCGUUGUUGAUUUACGAAUUCUUCAUGAAACUGUCAGAUCGACCUUAUAUAUAUCAGAUUUAUUCAAUGACAAAUCCCAGUUUUCUUGGAUGUUGGAUAUAUUUUUAGAUUUAGCAAAGGUUCACGCGGUUGAAGAUGAACUGUUACACCAAUUUCUAAUCGUUGGUAUUUGUAAAGCUGUAGGAGUUUUAACACCGGACCUGGAAGUAUAUGAACAAACCAAAAAACUCUUAGUCCAAUUUUUAAAGAGCCCUUUCCUUCCAACUCGCAUUUCUUCUUUACAUGGUUUGCUUUAUGUUCUAGAAGGAUGUAUUUUAUCAAACAUUGCUAUUGGGGGAAUAUCCGAAGAGUUACAACUAAUUCUGCCAUGCGCUGUUGAAUAUAUUCAAGUCAACUUAAGCAGCAAUCAUCCUGUAUUGAAAAAAUCCCAGGAACACGCCUUGGUUUUGUGGUCUUUAGCCUUUUAUAUUCUAGAAAAUGUCGAUGAACAUCAUGUGGAGAGUAAUUUUGUUGCUAAUACGUUACAACUAGCUCUACAUAAGGUUCAGAAAACAUCGAUGAGUUGCAUUGACAAAUGUAUAUUAAAGGGCCUGGAGAGGUUAUUACUAAUAAGACCAAUGUACACUCUAGAAAAAAUAGGAAAAAGCUUACAAAAGUUGGCAUUAGAGAAGAUGAGAGACGAAAAUCCUUCUAUUUCAAUUUUGGGAUUUCAGUUACUUGUUACUUAUAUGUAUGUUGACUGUUGGGAGCACCUAGAGAAACCCGAGGUAGACAGCGAACAGACCAGCCCAGACCAUUUAGUGCAAACGAUCGAAAAGAUAUCAGCCAUUUUCGAUCGAAUAAAAAAGAGCUACAUAAACGAAGCUGAAGUUCUUUGUUCCGUACUACCUUUAAUUUUAAAGGAUUUUUUCAGCCCGUCCGAUAUCCUCACUAAAGUAAUUGGAGAAUUUUUAUCCUCGCAACAGCCUCACCCAAAAUUAAUGAGUGGUGUAGUUUUUCAGGUUUUUGACAGUGCAAUUCAACUAAACCAACUAUCACUCCUACAAGAUUGGGUGGUUUUCAGCCUUUCCAAUUUUACGCAAUCCUUCUCCAACAUGGCAGUUUGGAGUCUUACGUGCUUUUUCAUUAGUGCGAGUCCGAAUUUGUGGCUAAAAGCAUAUUUUCCUUACGUCCAAAGUAGAGUGGGAAGGUAUGAGUACGAAGACAAAAAAAUAUUUUGUAUAGCAGGGGCCGAUUUUUAUAACAAUCUAACCAGUGAUAACCAAAGGAAAGCGUUUGUUGAUAGUUUUAUGAAAGUUAAGGAUCAUACUGAUAUGCCUUUUUCGGAUUUAUUGAAUUCUUUAUAAUAAUAAAACAAAAAGGCGUUAUUGUUGAUAUUAGAUUGUGGUAAGAGAACAAGUCACGAAUAAUACGAUGAUGUCGCAGAAAAUAUUAAGUAAGGGAAAUGUACCAAUGUUCGGAUAGUUAAGGAGAAAACUCAACUUUAAAAUUCUCUACAAGUGUCAAAAGGUCAUAAUUAGAUUUAAAAUACAAAAAACAAAUUGAAAACACGAAUGUGACCAUGAAAAUGACACGAAUUGACCCAAUAGAUGGACGUAAUAUAUUCUUUAUUUUGUUAAAAUAACUGCAUAAUAAUUACUUUUAUUACAUCAGAGAAUAAAUAAAUAACAUAUAUAUGUAUCUACAAAAAUUAAAAAUAAAAUGUUCUAAAUACAAAAGAAUAUUACAAUUAAGACAUUUAUUUAGGCAUCACACAUCACCGGUAAAAACAUUAUUAAUAUGCAUAGCUGAAACCUAAAGUUUUUUAUUUGUGGAACAAGGUAAAAUCCUGUUUUGUUUAAAAUCUUUGGCUCUUUAAUAACUGUUAUUAUAUUUUCUUUUAGCCAUUUCCACUUGGAACUAUUGGCUUUUAUUGCCUUAACUUUAUAUGCAUUUUCUUUUCUUUUGAUCUCUAAGACAGACCCUCGAAAAUAUGCUGCAUUGUAUUUGACUAUUGUCAAUUUGAAUGUCGGCUUUAGUAGCCGUUAAACACUUAGAUGUUGUAUUCUUUUUAUUGGAUGUCAUUAUAUCUAUCUUGAGUAGGGGAAAUUGUUGUACCUUGGGUCUUUUUUGUUUUUUUAUUUUUAUACAUUCUAGAAAUAUAUAUUUAUGAAAUUUAUUCCAUACAUUAGUUAUACUAGCUCUUUGCAUACGUAAUUUGGGUUUUUAAACAUAAUUUUAACUUACCAGUUUUUUGAAAAAGACGUUUUAGCUGGGCCUUAAAAGAUGACCCAAGGUACAAACGAGUAAUGUAGGGGAGAGGGCCCUAAGAUGACGAACUUAAGGUUUGCGGUCCAAUUAAAACUCUAUUUUCUUACCAAUAAAUGUUUUUUUUUUUAAACAGGGCAUAUAAUAUUUAAGUGACUAAUCAAUAUUUGAGUCUGUUUUAAUUGAAAUUUGCACUUUGUGGCUGGUAAUUUAUUUGGGGAAAAAAAUGUAAUUAUCGUCAUCUUACACGCGGUUGCUGACAAGAUGACGAACGUUUGUGGGUAAGUUGACGAAUAUAGUAAAAAGGCAAUAAAACAAUACAUUUAAACAUUUUAACGAUUUAUUUUUAUAAAAUAAACAAAUACUAAAAGCAAGGAAAGUCAAAAAUAUUAAAAAAAUCUAAGGGCGAACACAAAAUUUCAAAUUGUAACUUAAUUUUAAACACGACAAAAAUCGCACACCCACACUUUGGCUUUUGCUUCUUUCAAAUUAAGUCCAGUGCAUUCUGCGUGUGCCCACUUGGUGCAUAUAUUACAACGAAACCAAAGCUCAUUAUGUUUGCCCUCAUCUUCACAAAAAAUGCACAGUCUGUCAUCUUCUUCAACCUCUUCGUCCAUGUCAUCAUUACUAUCCACCACAGCUACAUCUACAGAACUAUCAGAUGACUCAAAUACUUGGCGCUUUACACUUCUGCUUUUAUUUUGUUUAUUUGCUUUACUAUUUUUUUCUUGAACCGAUAUGCUGCUUAUUUUUUUGAUUUUUUUCUUCGGCGGGGCUUUUAUUUGUUGUUUCUUCUCUUUUUCAAGUUUUUCAUUGUGCUUUUGUUCUAAAGCAUCUUUAACGGGCGUGCUAGAAAUUAUAAGUGAUGGUAGCUUUUGGGCAAAGGAGGUAAUCCCGACUCGAUUGUCGGGCUCUGAUGGCAUUUUUUAUCAGAAGUUUCUAAUGGUUUUUCAAUAUUAUCUGCCUCUAUCUGCUCUUUGUUUGGAGUUAUUGACUCUGGCGUGCGCUGAGCACCAGAUGUGGAAGGCACAAGUUCCUCAAUUAAUUUUGGUUCAGCGUCAAUUUCCCUUUCUGUCGUUUGAGCAGUUUCAAAGUCAAUGUCCGUAAAAAUGUCGGAAUCAAACCCUAGCUGUGACCGCGAAUGGGAUAAAUUUGCUGUAUUUUGAAAAAAACCUUCGAUUUUUCAAGAGUUCUUAUUUUGCCCCGCACAAGAAUCAGAGAAAAGACGAAGUGCCUUAGGCUCCCAUUCUCUUUGCUCUUUAAUUAUUUUUUGUUCCAAAAUUUGCAGAUAAUUUAAUAACGCAGAAGCUACUUCGUUAGCUCCUUUUCCAGCUUGUGUCUCUAGUCAUGUGUACAGCGAUACUUUAUUUUUAUCUAUUUGAGUGUUAUUAGUCAUAAUGCAGAGAUUAUAAAGCCACACUUGCCUUAAGUAAAAAACCUCUCCUUGGAUGGAGAGUUUUGGUAUGGGUUGGUUUUGCUGCAUAUCAAAAGUGAUGUCAAUUUCAUUUUCAUUUUUUUGUUUCAUUACCUCAAAGAAUCUUUUUGCAUUUGGUUUUUUUUGGGUUCUAAUAUCAUUUCUCUUUUCCAAAUCUUUUUCCACUUUCACUUUAAUCAAUAGUUCCUUGCAAGUUGAACAAGUGUCACUGUGGGGAGAGCCAAAUCCCAGAUUAAAUUGCCCAUAGAAAACUUUUUUAAAUUUACUCAUGGAGCAUAUUUUUUUUUUUUUUUAGUAUAUUGCUCCUUACAGAAACGUUCGUAUAUUUUGGACAAAUUUAACUCAGGUGGCAGGUAAGCUCGGGUGCAUUUCUUGCGACUAUAAUGACUAUCCCUACACUUAUAUUUUUUUAUGUGAUUAAUGACAUCUGCAGUCACCUUCCUUCCAUCUUCUUUGGUUGUGUUACCCCCUCUUUGUUCUUUGGGUGUUUGGCCAGUUUCCAAAAACAGACGAGCUAUUCGUGCAAGCCGGUCCCUCGAUACACCUAAAUGAAAUAAAACGUUAUUAAAUACAGUUAUUGUUGCGUGGAUAGAAAGGAUAGUACCUGUAAUCGACUGAAACGAUUUUGCACAAAUCUGCAGUGGUUCAUUACUACUCGUUUUUCUGAUUUCGUACCUAACGGAUAAAUUUUUGGGACAUCGUGCGGUAUCAGGAUUAACACGGUGCCGCUUUGGUGCACUAACCUUCAUAUACUUGAGCAAAAAUGCAUCCUGCGAUUGUUUGGUGCUAUUUAGAUACAAAAGCUUCCGAAAACCUAAAAAAAAAUAAAACUAAAAUAAGGCACUACUUUACAUAUAGAAUAAAAACAAAGUAGCUUCCAAAUCUUCGAGUGUCAGCAUUGCUACUGAACAGUAGUGCUUCCUAUUUAACUGCUCAGCAUGUGAGCACACAAUAUGCAAUACUCCCGCGUUCGCUUCCGUGUAUCGAGUUGAUUUUUUCCGCGGAAUUUUUGGUUUGCGUCCUCCAGGCACUUCUACGACAUUCGUUAAAUAUUCAGACAUUUUUAAACUGCGUAACACAUGUGCAUCGGCUUGCUACUUAUACCAAACUAAGAUCAAAAUAAACGAUUAUUAAACGAACCACGAAAUGUAAAUAUAUAAUGCAUCAAGUUCUAUUUAUGUAUAUAUUUACCAAUAUGUACCGGAUAAAGCGAGUUUUGAUAUAUCCUAUGGUUGGGAUUAAGCGAGUUUUGCAAAAACCGACUUCUUCAAUCGACUUCUCAAUUUUGCACAAUUUGGACAAAGCGAGUUUUGAAAAAACGGUCCUCUCUUACUUCAAACCCCUUCCGAAUGUUGGAUGUAGUAAAUGCUUUUGGAAAUGCCUGCAAGCUCAGCUACAUCAUAAAUCAUAAUGGUUUGUCCAGGAUGCAUAAUCAUCCACUCUAUAGGGGUGUAACGUAAUCGGAAUAAUGUCAUUUUCUUUGCAAAAAUUAAUAGCUGGGACAUUCACAUGGCUAUCGUGAUUGUCUAAGACUAGGAUAACUGGAUCUUUAAUUGAUGGUUUCACAUGAUUCUUGAAGUGAUUUAAAUACUGCAAAAACAAUGUUUCGUUUGACCAACCGGACGGAUUUGCACCUCCUAUGGUUCCAAAUGGACAACACUUCAGCAUAUGGGACUUACAAUUUACUUUUGGAAAUAUCAUCAUUGGCGGGAUGUGAUUGCCAAUUGCAUUUAUUGAGGCUAUAAGUGUAACGUUUUGUUCUCGUUCUGCACAGGUUCUGGUGUGAAAUUGCCGCGAGAUAGGCCUUCUUUGUAAUUCCUAAUGAAGGUAUUGUUUUAUUAAAGGACGUUGAUCGGGCCAAACUCGUCUCUCGCCUUCCGAAGAGACAAAUCUGCAUGUCUUUUAAGGAACUGCCUUAGCCAUUCCUUUCCAGCUAUCUUAUUUUGGUCCCAAGAAGGCGGAUGUAAAUUAUUAUUUGCAAUUGCAUACUGGUAUGCUAAGGUACGAACAUCCAUUUUAGUCAACCCAUAAUGCAGGCGUGCAGCAGUGAGAAGAUAGGUUUUUAACUCAACCAACUUCUUUUCUAUUAAAAAGCUGUUUCACAUUAUUGGCAGCAACAUAUAAAAAUUCUGCAGCUCCCGAAUUUCUGAAGGAUUGUACGUGUCUGAUAAGCGUAGUUUUGGAUAUGUUAUAGCAUCUUGCCGCUUCCCUAAUUGAUAACUCCCUACUUAUACAUUUAUUAGCUGCUGCAAUUAUAUUCUGCGAGUUUAUAUCUGAAAUAAGAGAAAGUCUUUUAAGAUAUACCUAUAUAAUUAAAAUAAAAGUAAAAAUUGUAUUAUUUUCAAUAAGAUUGUGCUUUGUAAGAUUCCAUCUAAAAUAGCACCGUUCACCAAAAUCGUCCACUAAAAAUUUUCUGUCUAAGUAAUCCAUAAAAUACUACUUCUAAGUAAUAUUAAGACUUACACAAAUAUAUUUUUAAAAAUUUACCUGAAAUACUCACUCCAACGAGGGUACAGAAGGCAAAAUUUGACCAGCUAAAAAUUCUCUUAAUUUUUAAUCGUUUUUCAAGACACCAUCACGGUACAUCAAACAACCCGUCCAGACUCACCACGUGCACUAGUCAACUGCCGCAAGGUUAUUAUUGAAAGAUGUAAAACCGUUGCCGCGCAAUCGCAUCAUGAGUAAGCAUGGUUGCCAGAUUUAAAAUAAAAAAGCAAUUUCCAAAAUAAUCCCUUAUUUCUAUAAUGGCUCCGUUUUACCGUACAUAAUUUGUUAUUGAUUGACUCUCUUGAAGUUAUUUAAUGUAGCUGCAUAUUUGUUAUCUUAGUUAUUACUCUUAAACUGCUUACUUAACCUCCUAAGAUAAGUGACUACAAAAAUAUUAUUUUUCUACUUAUAAAAAAAACUUUAAGAAUUUGUCCCUCUUAGAAAAUUCUAAAUUUCAAUUUCAAAAUUUGUUUUAAAAUAUGAAAGAAAAAUUUGCAUCAACUAACUAAAUAAAUAAUUAUUAAAAGAAAGAAUUAGAAAUUAUUUAAGUUUUAUAGUUGUUAUCAAGGCUAAUAUUGUAAAUGUAUGUAUUGUAACUAUCAUCUCUAAUUAUCGAUUAUACGCCUCUAUGCGGUUUUAAUAAAAAUGGUUGUGAUAUUUUGUUUUUCGUAGUUAAGAAAAUAAUGUAAAUCGCAUUUAUAUAAUUUAAAAAUAAUUUGUAAAUAAUGCAGAAUA